This is a messenger RNA of Paramecium tetraurelia, 415 nucleotides long. RefSeq lists its product as uncharacterized. The record is from RefSeq and is a predicted model, not a curated record. The transcript is spliced from 3 exons. Lineage: Eukaryota; Ciliophora; Oligohymenophorea; Peniculida; Parameciidae.
AUGGACAAUCUUUACAUUUAAGAAAUUCGAUAGAGAUAUCAUUCCUCCAUGACCUAUUAAGAAUAUUUAGAUACCUAUGAUAAGCCACCUCCAAAACCUUAUAUUAGACCAAAAGAGUCUCCUUAAAUACUCGAUCCCUUAAGCCUCGAGCCACCUAAAGGGCCAAAAAUAUAAUAAUAAAAAUUGACAGUUUAUUCUCCAGAGGAUGUCAUUUUUGAAGAGUCAGAAACUGAUGAGAAACUUAGGCCUGCUAAUCACAUUCCCUGUUUAAAGGCAUUGAAAGAAUAUAAUGUUAGAAUAAGAAGUUAGAGCGAGAACCUAGGUUUUUCCGUAUUUAGAUUUUUAUAGUAAAAGAAGAAUAAAGCGUCAUGAUCCAAAUAUUUCAUAUAAUAAUUUUCUUUUAACACUUCCCUGU